This is a messenger RNA of Punica granatum (pomegranate), 1183 nucleotides long. Lineage: Eukaryota; Viridiplantae; Streptophyta; Magnoliopsida; Myrtales; Lythraceae. The record is from RefSeq and is a predicted model, not a curated record.
CUUUGGGCCAUUUAACGCAAUAAACCCAAAAUAGAGACGAGUAAGGAGUCUCACGCCUGAAGCUCAGUUAGCCGCGAAGCGCCGCCGGCAAAGCGAGAGCACCACCGCCUCCGCCCGUUGGCGAACUCUCUACUUAAGUGUCUGCGGUGAUUUGCGUCCACUUGAACCGGAGUCUUGAGCUCUCUUAUUUCGCCAGAAAGACCCAGACAUGGUAGAUAAAGAGACCAAAACAACUCUCAACAAGACUACUGGGUUGCCCAGGAAGCGUUUCUACCGAGCACGAGCUCAUAGCAACCCAUUGAGUGACUCUCACUUCCCCAUCCCGCUCUUCCCUAGCCAAUUUGAUUAUUCCCAGCAUUACCCACAUUUCUUCCCUGCAUCUUCCGAGAAUGCUUCCAACAAAAAGAUUCAAUUUGCUGAUAUUGGAUGUGGAUUUGGAGGUCUUCUUGUUAGCCUUUCAACUCUUUUCCCCGAUACCCUGAUGAUCGGCAUGGAAAUAAGGGAUAAGGUGACUGAGUAUGUCAAGGAAAGGAUUCUCGGCCUGAGGGCGACCAAUCCCGGUCAGUACCAGAAUGUUUCAGUUGUACGAACCAAUUCCAUGAAGUACAUCCCAAAUUACUUUGAGAAAGGGCAGCUCACCAAAAUGUUUUUCCUAUUUCCCGACCCCCACUUUAAGGAGAAGAAUCACCGACGCAGAGUUAUAAGCCCUCACUUGCUAGACGAGUAUGCAUACGCCCUUGCAGUUGGUGGCAUAAUAUACACGAUGACAGAUGUUGAGGAGCUUGGGGAGUGGAUGAAGGGCUGUUUAGAGGACCAUCCGAUGUUUGAAACCCUCACGGAGGAGGAGCUCAAAGCCGACCCUGUCGUGAAGCUUCUGAGCUCUGCUACCGAAGAAGGGCAGAAGGUUGCAAGGAAUGGAGGGCAGACAUUUCGGGCAGUAUACAGACGAAUCACGCCUUCUCAAUGAUUGAAUUCAUCAGAGAUCCCGGGUCUGUUGAAUUUUGUUUUCAUCAGGUUCUAUUGGUUUUUGACAUCUUUGUUUGAUCGGGUUUCGACCAAUAUUUAUGGGAGACAUUAGGCAGGCGUUUGCUCUGAUGUGAGAAUAGUAUUAUGGAAUUGGAAACCUGCAAUUGCAAUGAAUCGGGAUAAUUUCAUUUAAAAUAGGAUUGUGAUUACAAUUGAA